This is a messenger RNA of Pristis pectinata (smalltooth sawfish), 8337 nucleotides long. RefSeq names its product MMS19 homolog, cytosolic iron-sulfur assembly component (gene mms19). Gene Ontology annotation, biological process: iron-sulfur cluster assembly. Lineage: Eukaryota; Metazoa; Chordata; Chondrichthyes; Rhinopristiformes; Pristidae. The transcript has 32 exons. The record is from RefSeq and is a predicted model, not a curated record. The coding region runs from base 139 to 3249 and encodes 1036 amino acids. Gene Ontology annotation, cellular component: MMXD complex; cytosolic [4Fe-4S] assembly targeting complex.
GUCUGAAAACAACCCCACUCUCCCACAAAAACUACAACUCCCGGGGAAUCGCCCCGUCGCCCGAAGCCAGAUCCAUACCACGUGACCCACGCGGUCUCACUGCGCCUGCGCGCCAAGGAGGCGGAGGGACUUUUGAAGAUGGCGGCCGACCUGAGCGUGGUGGGUCUGGUGGAGGAGUUUGUGGUCGGGCAACACGAUGGGCCGGCGAAGGAUUUGGCAUCAGGUGUCAUCGAUGGGAAGUGCACUGCACUGGAAAUUGUAGAAGCAUUAGGAGCAAGUUUAACAAAUCCUGAGCCACGAACGAGAGGUCGAGGGGUGCACCUCCUGUCUCAGGUUCUUUUGCUGUCUUAUUCUUCCCUCAACCAAAAAGAAGUGGAGGUACUUGUUAUCUUUUAUAUUGAUCGACUGAAGGAUCAUCACUUUAUUACACCUUAUGUACUGCAAGGAUUGAAAGCCCUGAGCAUGAGUUCCGUUUUGCCAGAAGGGUUAGCCGUGGCGGUUUUGAAGGCAUUGUUCCAGGAACUACAUGUUCAGUCUCUAUUGCAGUCUGAUAGGCAGUCAGUAUACAGCAUAAUCACCAAUUUCAUGGACACCAGAGAGCAAGAGCUAAAAGGUUUGGGAGCUGAUUUCACAUAUGGCUUUAUUCAAGCGAUGGAUGGAGAGAAGGACCCAAGGAAUUUACUACUGGCCUUUCAGAUCUCCAGAGACCUCAUCGUUAAUGACUUUGACCUUGGGGUCUUUGUGGAGGAGCUCUUUGAAGUCACUUCAUGCUAUUUUCCAGUUGAUUUUACACCACCUCCGAAUGACCCACACGGAAUAUCUCAUUACGAUCUAGUGCUGAGCCUGAGGUCUGUUCUUACUGCCACGCCUCGGUUUGCAGAGUUCCUAUUGCCACUUCUAGUGGAGAAGCUGGAUUCAGAUGUUCAGAGCUCAAAGGUGGACUCCCUUCAGACUCUGACUGCAUGCUGCAAAGAUUAUAGGAAGAAGGAUCUGAAAGAAUUCCUACCAGCUCUUUGGCAUUCCAUACGGAGAGAGGUCUUUCAGACAGCAGUUGAAAAAGUUGAGACUGAAGGUCUUGCUGCUCUCCAAGCAAUUGCGACAGCCCUGUCCAAGUCGGUCAUUGAUUCGGAUGCGGAGGAUAGCCUGGAUACUUUCCUUAGCAAUGUUUUAGAAGACUGCAAACAUCACCUUUGUGAACCGGACAUGAAACUUGUUUGGCCGAGUGCCAAACUUCUUCAGGCAGCUGCAAGUGCUUCCUACAGAGCGUGGUACAAGAUUACCAGCUGCAUCUUCCCUCUGCUACUGGAGCAAUUCAACAAGCAUAAACAGAGUAGCCAGCGUUGGACUAUCUUGGGAAUCCUAAAGGUUUUCAUUAAACUUACUGACAAUUGGAGCAGGGAUGAGGAAGAUGAGAAUCCCCUCUGUGCCUUUAAGGAUCAGCUCUGUGGCCUGGUAUUCUCUGCACUGACCGACUCCAGUGCCCAGUUACAGACAGUGGGGACCAGCACUUUGGCAGUUUUGGGAUCGCAGCAAGGUUUGCUGUCACCUUCUGACAUCGAAUUAAGUGUAGAUCAUUUGAACAGACUGAUCCUUCAGGAAGACGACCCACAAGUAUGUGCUGCAGCGUUGGAAGCCUCUACUACCAUAUCUGCAAUCCACCCCUCUGCCUUCAUCAGCCAAAUGGUUCCAGCGUUGACAAGAGAGUUGAGCACUGAGCCUGUGGAAGUGAAGGACAACAUGGUACCACCUGUACAGUCUGGAAACAUUUUGCAUCAGCGCCCUAUCCAGGCUCUGGCCGCUAUCUCCACUCAUCCCAGUAUAGUACAGAAAACUGUACCAGUCCUGCUGAAGUAUCUGACUGAUUUACAGAAAGAGAGUGCAGACUCUAAGAGCAAAGUAGCCAUCCUGACCUGUCAGAGCCUGCAGUUCGUGGCGGAACAAUGCAAGGAUACCAGAGAGAGUAGCCAGUAUUUUCACCAAACAGUCAUUCCGUGCCUGCUGGGGCUGGCAGUCCAAGCAUCAAUCCAAGCCUCUGCUGUAGGAUGUGGCUCCGAAGUCCCACUUGGGAUCCUGUGUGAAGAAAAGGUAAUCACAGCGUUGGGGACUGUGAUCAGCACUGCCUACAGUCACAGACAAACAGAGCUGGUUUCCAGAACAAUCUCGCAGGUUGUUGCCUUGUUCCUUGAUGGGAAUAACUCCUUCCUGCCUGAAGAUAACGUUCCUGGAAAGUUCCACCCUUUUCAUACUCCCAACCCUCCCUGGCCACAGACUCAGUUAGUUGCACUUCUGCAGGCGGCUGUUUGCUCUUUGCCAAAGAAUGUGGUGGUGCCUCAACAAGAGAGGUUGUUGGCACACCUGAUGGAGCUGUGUUCUUCCAGCAACCACCGAUUCACUUAUACUUCUGCUGCCAAAUGUGUUGCGGGUCUUAUCAACAAGUACCCAGCAGGUGAACAGUUGGAUUCCGUUUUGCAAGAUGUGCUGAAGAAGAUGGACUGUGAGCUGCAGAGGAACGGUGGUGAUUGUUCACAGUCUGCUAGCAGGACACGAAUUUUCACCUUGUUGCUAUGGUUAACAAAAUCCCUCGUACUGCGAUAUCAUCCUUUGGCUGCCACACUGACUGACAAGCUGAUGGAGCUACUGACCGACCCUGACCUGGGAACGGAGGCUGCAGACGGAUUCUCCCUGUUGGUGAGCGACUCCACAGACGUCCUGAACAAAUCCACUCACGCUGAUGUGCGCCUCAUGUACCGACAGCGGUUCUUCACCGAGAACGUACCCAAGUUGGUUCAGGGUUUCCAUGCGGCUGGCAAAGAUAACAAGUCGAACUACCUGAAGGCACUAUCUCACGUGCUGAACAGUCUACCCAAGCAAGUACUACUGACAGAGCUCCCGUCGUUACUGACCUUGUUGUUGGAGGCCUUGUCCUGCCCAGACCAGGUGGUCCAGUUGUCCACUCUCGGUUGCCUACACCCUCUGUUGCUGGAAGCCCCACAGAUCAUGAGUUUGCACAUAGAGACCUUGGUGAACAAGCUGCUCAAUCUGACUACUAGUCCUGCUAUGAAAGUUCGUAUUGCCUCCUUGCAAUGUAUGCACGCACUGACUAAACUGCCCGCACACGUGAUCCUUCCACACAAAGCCCGGGUGAUCCAAGCCCUGGCCAAACCCUUGGAUGACAAGAAGCGGCUGGUGAGGAAGGAGGCAGUCGCAGCUCGGGGAGAAUGGUUUCUCUUGGGGAGCCCGGGCAGUUGAUGUUCACCCAGAGCAGCUGACCUGAGGAAGCAGACAAUCAGCUGAAGCCCAGCCUUUUCCGUACGUUUACAGCCCAGUGACCUGUUCAAACAACGUUCCAAACCACAGAAAACGCAGGAAAAUUCAAACCAUCUCUGACGGCGACUUGCGGCUGAGGUGGAGACUGAAACGAUGAAGAGAUUGCACCUUGACGCUUAACGGAUUUUUGCUAAACGUAUAAAGAAGCACAUUCCACACUGCACCCAUGGGGCCUCGAUGCCCAAUGUGAUAACCCACCCCUGUAGGAUGUAACAAAGCAAACUGACCAACUCUGAGCAAAUCACUUGAAUUAUUCUAGCAAUUGAGUAAGGACCGUGUGGGAGAGAAGCCAGCAAAUAGAGGGCAGCGCAGCAUCAAAUACCAUCGCCUAUUCACAGCUGAUGGACAAUUCCACUCCUGAGCUGCACUGGGAAUGACUGUGCCCAACUGCAGGAACCCCAGGAGUGUAAACCAGAUUAAGAGGUUUGAAUAAUUUAUAUUUAGAAUCCUGGAUACCUGGGAGUGAGUUACGGGCUAGAAUCAAAGCGAAGGGUUCCAUUGUUUUUAUAUUUAGAAUAGUAGAUUCAUAUGAGUAAGAGAGACUGGAAUUUAAAUGCAAAUUACAGCCAUGAACUGAGUUGUUUUAACUACACCUCCUGUGAUGAUGAUCAUGAAGAGUCAGAUGUAAUACACAAGGUGUUGCUGCUUGGUUGAAGUUGUUUUGUGUGUGUUGAUACUCUUUAAGACUGCAAGGUUUAAUUGCAGUAAGCAAGUGUGGUUUGAGGUCUGAGCAGGCAGAGUUUGUGCUGGGCAGAAAGUUUGACACGUCCUAUGUUUAAGCUUUGAGCUAUAAAUUACCAGAAUGAAAUACCAUUUGGGCUACUUAAUGACAAGGCUAUAGCCUGCCAGAGCAGAGAUGAUUGGGUAAUUUGCCUGUCUAGCAGGGCUGCAGAUGGCUGUGGUUGAUACUGGAUUUGUUGACAGCCCCAUAGCCAGCCAGAGUGGAUUUGAUUAUUAAAAAGUACAAGCCAUAUACAAGACUUGCCUUAAGCAACCUCCAGUCAUCCAUCUGACACAUGAGCAUGUGGUCAGAGAGACCAGUGUGUGCGUUUUUCUUUCCUUUGUGGCCUGUCCACCAGGAGAGAAGGUUGUGCCGCGUGACCAGACCUGCGGAUUCCUCGCCCCGUGCUAGCGGGUCAGGAACCCUUGGGUUUGGUGACGUGGAUGUGCUGCCUUGCCUGCUGUAUCUUCGCCCUGCCAGGAAUCCUUACAGGUGCAGAUGGUGAAGGCAAUAAUUGAGAUUAAAAGCACAGAUUUCUAGAAAUACUCAGCAGGGUCAAGCAGCAUCUGCAGAGAGAGAAAAGCAUUUAAUAUUUCAGAUGGAUAACUUUUCAUUGGAAGAUAUGAAGAAAGCUAUUAACCCUGAAAUGUGAGCUCGGUUCCUCUUUCCACUGAUCCUUCCUGACCUGAAUAGCUAUAGCAUUUUCAGCAUCUAUUUCAAAUUUCCAGCAUCAACAGUUUUUUGUGCUUUUCACAGUCAUUGGGAUGUUGGUCUUUCUGCUAACGUUUGCUCCGAGUUGCUGAAACAACCCAGGCAGCCUCUGGUCCAUACUGAAGCGGCUGGCUCUGUCUAGAACUCCAACGUGGUCACAAUCAUUGGCUUCACGGGGUUCCUCACACAUCAGUGUCAGAUAUUCAAUGAGAAUUGAUUUGGAGAAAAGUACUUUGUGGAGAUAAAACAUACAAAAUUGAUGGUAGCAUUGUGUAGAGGGAUUGAAACCCUGGAUGGAUAUUAGGCAGCAUAUAGAUUAGAUAAAGAAAUGAUUCCAAGAAUAAUAACCAUGUACUGUCGUGUAGGAGUACCUGCUGAAUCACUGUUUCAUGGGUAUCCUCUGGUCUGGUCACUCGUGAGCGCUGGAAUUGCUUCUAUCUCACUAGUGACCCAUAACAAGCUCACUUUCCCAUCACUGCAUGUUACUGCCCUCCGAUACUCCUGAACUUCCAACUUGUAUGUUGCUGUCCUGCACAUUUGUGCAGUGUGUUACUCACUUUUUGGGAGCUGGGUUCAGCAGCAAGGCUGGCAUUUAUUGUCUGUCUGUCCCAAACUGCCCUGGAGAAGAUGCUGGUGAGCUCCCACCGUGAACCACUGCAGUCGUCUGGUGAAGGUGCCCCUGCAGUGCUUUUUGGGGAGGCAGUUCCAGGAUUUAGACCCAGUGACAGUAUGGGACCAGAGCUACAAUUCCAAAUCAGAGCAAUGAGUGAUUCGGAGGGGGGCAUGGUGGUGGUACUCACGUACACCUGAAUCCCUUGUAGAGGUGGCAGGUUUGGGAGGUGUCAGAGUACCCUUGGCAAGUAACUGCAGUGCACUUCGUAGCUGAUGCACACUGCAGCCAUGGUGCACUAGUGUUGCAAGAAACAAAUGUUCAGGGGUGCCAAUCAAGCAAGCUGAUGUAUCCUCAACAGUGAGCUUCUAGAGUUAGAGCUGCACUUAUCCAGGUAAGUGGAGAGCAAACCAACACACUCCUGACAUGUGCCUUGUUGGCAGUGGAGAGUUCUUUGGGUGCCAGGAGGUGAAUCACUUGCUAUUGGUUCUCAUCGCCACAAUAUUUGUGUCUGGAACCAUUGGGUUUCUCAUCGGUGGUGACCCCCAGAAUGAUGUUAGUGUGAUGGUCAGCACUGGUAAUGCCAUGGAAUGUCAAUGGCUUUGGGUGGUUUGUCUCUUGUUGAAGAUGGUCAUUGCUUAGCACUCUGUGGAAUAAAUGUAUCAGCCCAAACCUGAUUGUUGCGUGUGCCUUGCUCCAUGAAGGCAUGGGCUGCUUCAUUUAUUGAUGAGAUGUGAACAUAGAACAUAACAGCACAGUACAGGCCCUUCGGCCCACAAUGUUGUGCUGACAUUUUAUCCCGCCCUGAGAUCUAUCUAACCCUUCCCUCCCACAUAGCCCUCCAUUUCUCUAUCAUUCAUGUGUCUAUCUAAGAGUCUCUUAAAUGUCCCUAUAUAUAUAUAUAUAUAGAGAGAGAGAGAGAGAGAGAGAGAGAGAUAGAUAUAAAAAGCUUACCCCUGACAUCCCCUUCUAUCUUCCUCCAAUCGCCUUAAAAUUAUGUCCCCUCAUGUUAGCCAUUGUCAUCCUGGGAAAAAGUCUCUGACUGUCCACUCAAUCUAUGCCUCUUAUCAUCUUGUACACCUCUAUCAAGUCACCUCUCAUCCUCCUCCUCUCCAAAGAGAAAAGCCCCAGCUCACUCAACCUAUCCUCAUAAGACAUGCUCUCCAAUCCAGGCAGCAUCCUGGUAAAUCUCCUCUGCACCCUUCCUAAAGCUUCCACAUCCUUCCUAUAAUGAGGCAAAAGGGAUUGAACAUUGUGACCUCUGACUAAAUGGAAGGAAGGUCAUUGGUCACUUCCUGCAUUGAUGUACUGGGGCUAGGCUGUGACCACCAAUGUGUGUGCUGGGAGGUGGGAAUUAUCCUUUAGUACAUUUACCUCUAAGACCUUGCUCCCUGCUUCUGAAACUUCCUUUGAUUUCCUGCACACAUUUCUCCAGCAACCAGUUACUGUUCAUGACCAGCUUUUUUUAAAACCCAGGGCUACAAAGGGGAAAUGCUGUGGUGCUGGAAAUCCAAAAUUAAAAACAAAGUGCUAGAAACACUCAGCAGGUUGGGCUGCAUCCGUGGAGGGAGACAUGGAGUUAGUUUCAGCUGCAUUGCUGUUCAUCAGACCUGGAACAGCUUUGCAUUAGGUUUGAAGCAAAUACAGGCAGGUGGGGCGGGAGAGAUGAAAUCAUAAGGACUGAUAGCACAAAACUGCAGUGGGUGGUCAUGGAACAAGUGAGGAAACCUGAUGGGGUUGGAAAAAGUUUACUGAUUUAAAAUCUGCAAUUGUUGAAGCCAAGAUUUUGUCUCAAGGACGUAAUUAAAAGUUAAGGUGCUGUCCUAUGGGUAGGUACCAGUGGGAUUCAGAAUGAGUGGGCUAGAGAAUCAGAGCAGCAGGCAACCAGAAGCUCAGGGUCGUGCUUGCCACGUGAACAGAGGUGCUGUGCAAAGCUGUCGCUCAGUCUGUGUUUCCUCUUCCCAAUGUAGAGGGACUGUAUCGUGGACAUUGAAAAGCAAAAUAAGUUGAACAUAGCAUUUGAAAAUAAGAACAACAUCCUGGAAAUGUGAUGUUUUAAUACACUCAGCCAAAUCGGGCAUCACCUGUGGAGUGGGAAACUGUUAGUAUUUCAGGUCAAUAGCUUUCAUCAGAACCCAUCUGCAGAAUGCUUCCUGAUCUGCUGCCUACUUCCACUACUGUUUUUGUUAUGGAACGUACUGCGAUCAUUACCUGGAAGGGUGACGGCAGGGAGGAGGUAAAAGGGCAAAUAGAAAUGUAACAUCUGCCCAGGAAGGUGUGUUGGGAUGAUCCAGGAAUGGAUCAAUGUGUUGUAGAGCAUAGCUACAUAAAGUCCUUCCUCCAUGGGAUCAGAGGUACAGCCAGUUGCCUUUUUGGAGAGGUUUUUGAUUUGCUGCAAAGACCUGCUCUUAACCAUCCCAAAUGUAAACGUCUAUGCAACAGCCACCAUUUUUCACUGUUCCUUAACUCUUCCUGUGCAUACUGUCUUCCAUUGCAACUUUAGGUGAAAUUGCAAUUAAUUGCAGCUCUACUCCCAAGUUUCACUCUCCGUUGCUUGUACCCUUCAGACCAUUGGGCAAAGUGUUCCCGAGGCCGCUGGUGGUCUGUACUUUUAGUGGUCUGCUGGCUUGCAGCAGCUAAGGUUGUGCCCAAGGAAGGAUUCCUUACUGUCUGCUCUUAAUCCUCAGUUACUGCUGCAGGGAGGGCUCCUUGCUCAACACUGUUUCUUGCUCCAAGGUUUGACUGCUACAAUUAUAGGAUGCUCUGUGCUCAGAGCUGCUUUUCCACAGAACAAAGGAGGUGGUGAGAGUGACAAAUGAGAAUUAACUGGGUUCCAGCUAACUAGUUUACAAAGUGUGUGUGAUUUGCAGUUGUCUGGACAACUAAUGUAAAUUUAACUUCCAACUGGAGGAAUAAUUAACACUCUGAAAAUUAAGGGUUCCCCUUACAAAGGUUGUACUUUAAUAAA